Messenger RNA from Doryrhamphus excisus (bluestripe pipefish), 2803 nucleotides. It is a transcript of the gene rcor2, whose product is annotated as REST corepressor 2. Gene Ontology annotation, biological process: regulation of transcription by RNA polymerase II; negative regulation of DNA-templated transcription. Gene Ontology annotation, cellular component: transcription regulator complex; histone deacetylase complex. Gene Ontology annotation, molecular function: transcription corepressor activity. NCBI's taxonomy places the organism in Eukaryota, Metazoa, Chordata, Actinopteri, Syngnathiformes, Syngnathidae. The record is from RefSeq and is a predicted model, not a curated record.
ACGUCACUUUUGUUGAGUGAGUCGUGCACCUCGCCGGCUCACUCUGCUUGCAUUUAUCCAUUCAUUGUACUGCUUGGGCAUCAAUAAAGCUAGAAUAAACCCACAUAAUUCUUGUAGUAACUCUCACUUUGGCACGCCAGAGGGAACUGAAAAAGGCCACCGACAGGGAUACGUUCAGGAGAGCCGGAGAACAGUGUUGUGAAGCUAUGCCCUCGGUGAUGGAGCGCUCGGGGGCCGGCGUCCUGUCCAGGAGCAGAGCCAAAACCGUAACCAACGGCAACAGCCAGGCGCAUUCCGAGGAGGAGAGCAGCGACGAGGACCAUGCUCAUGACAGCAUGAUCCGAGUGGGAGGAGACUACCAGGCCCAGAUUCCAGAGUUCAAACCAGACAGCCCAGCCCGUUACAAUGAGAAGGACCAGAGGAGCAUGUUAGUCUGGUGUCCCAACAGUCAGCUGUCGGAUGCAAUGUGUACGCACGUGCACUUUCACCACAUUUUACAGUGUUUCCUCUCUGUUCUUAAUUCAUCUCAUUUGCUCUGGCUUCAUUCAGUGGACGAGUACAUCCUAAUGGCUAAAGAAAAACAUGGCUACAACAUGGAACAGGCUCUUGGCAUGUUGCUGUGGCACAAGCACGACGUGGAGCGUUCACUGGCUGACUUGGCCAACUUCACUCCGUUCCCAGACGAGUGGACAGUGGAGGAUAAAGUGCUGUUUGAACAGGCAUUCAGCUUCCACGGCAAGAGCUUCCACCGCAUCCAGCAGAUGCUUCCAGACAAGCUUAUCUCCAGCCUGGUCAAGUACUACUAUGGCUGGAAGAAGACCAGAACUAGGACCUCUGUCAUGGACCGCCAAGCCAGGAGGCUGGUCAGCAAAAGGGAGAAGGAUGACAGCAAUGACGAGUUGGAGGAAGGAGAUCCUGGUAGUGACAGUGACUUUGAGCUUGAUGCCAAGAAGGAGGCCACCAAACAGAACCCUAACAGUGCCAUCUCGGACAAAGUGAUCCCAAGUCGCUCGGGCCCCAUCAAGAAGGAGAACAUCGGGGCUCAGUACCGCCACCACCCUCUCCGAGCCCGUCGCCGGCCUCCUAAGGGAAUGCACCUGGAUCAAUCCGACAUCACAUCCCUCUCCGCCUCUCACGACUCUGGUGUUAUGACAAUAAGGCAGCUGGACACACAGCUGGUGUCCCUCAAGCGACAGGUCCAAAGUAUUAAACAGAGCAACAGUAGUUUGAAACAGAGUCUGAAUGAAGGUGUGGAUUCUUUCAAACCCACUGAGCCCGGCCCUAAGAUGAACUCUCGCUGGACCACAGAGGAGCAGCUUCUGGCUGUGCAGGCGAUCCGUCGUUAUGGCAAAGACUUUACAGCCAUUGCGGAGGUGAUUGGGAACAAGACGUCAGCCCAGGUGAGCUCAUUCUUCGUGAGCUACCGUCGCAGGUUCAACCUGGACGAGGUGCUGAGGGAGUGGGCUGCCGAGCAGGUAGCCACACGAGACCUCAGGAGAAGCAGCGAAGAGAUAGCGGCUACUACAGAUGGAGGAGGAGAGGAGGAAGAAGUCAAGCUGGAGGACUCCUCUCCGGAUGCUGCCGGAAGCUCUCCCCCACUCUCCUCCACCCAGAACACAUCCUCCCUAUCCCAGCCUCCUCCACUGCUGCGCCCAGCACCUCCCUCAGCUCCACCCAGCCUCCUCCGCCAGCCACCGCCGCUGCAGACCCGCCCACUCCAGAACCGGGCACCUCACAACCACCCUCCGCCACCACUCAUCCGGCCCGCUGUUACCACCUCCUCCUCCUCUGGGAGCCUAAGGGCUUCUCCUCCCAGCUCCUCGGUCGCAGCACAGAUGCCGCCGUCGCUGGUGGGCAUCAAAGUGGAGCAGGCCAACUCACACUGAAAACACACAUCAACAUCCUGGCCCUGGCAAGUGUGUGUAUCAUAGCGGCACUGUCACACCUACCUCCACGUCACAGUUAUUCAACACACACUAAUAGCCCUACCUGCAACCUCCAUCAAAGAGACACUGGAUUGUCAGGCUGCUUAGGAGUAGUGUACCACAUUCAACUCAUCUCCUUAGCAAUGAUUGGAUGAUGUAUUCCCAUUUCUAUGUAAACAGCCUUCAGGGAAUUUAAAGUAGAACAGAAUUGAGUCAAACCUGCUUAACGUUGACUUUGAGGUUUGAAGAUUGAGGAAACUGGCUUUUGCUUAAAAACACGUCAAUUUUGUUACAAUUUUUAAUAGCAUAGGCAAACGUGAGAAAGGAAAAAAGACGAACAUAGCCAUCUGUUACUUGUAUGAAUUGGAAUAUUUGUUUCUUUUUUUAGAUUAAACUCUACGGUAGAUGUAGUUUAGAUUAUUAUUAUUGUUGUUAUUAUUAUUGUUAUUAUUAUUAUUAUUGACUGAGCACUAAAGAGCCUUUUGUGUGUGAGUCGUGAGUGUUCUUACCUCCUACAACUCACAGGAUGUUUUUAAAUAAUAAACAUUCAGCCAAAGUCAGUUGUCGCUUUAAAAGCACAAAUAAGGAAAGACUGUUUGACCGAACUCACGGUAGCUGCUAGUUGUUUUGGUACAGGAAAGAUAUUUAAAAUGUGUUUUUUCCCAUAUUAUGGCGAAUCUGCUGUAUCAGGACAGAGCUGUCCACUGCUACUGGGAUCACGAGUCGCUUCUUUCUGUUUACCUUUUGGCUUUAAUGUUUGUGUGCUUUGCCUUUUCAUUAUUUUCUCAGAUGUCUUUUUUUUCCUCCCUGAAAUGUACUUAUGUGUCCUGAAUGUGAGCAUUUAAAUGUUUCUAUUUGUUUUUCUAGAAUAAAGAAAU